Molecule: messenger RNA, 567 nt
Organism: Acanthosepion pharaonis
Lineage: Eukaryota; Metazoa; Mollusca; Cephalopoda; Sepiida; Sepiidae
Source: the annotation of a GenBank genome assembly
AUGCCGGACACACCAACUAAAAGACAGCCGUGUCCGACUGGCCUUAUGCCGGGCACACCAACUAAAAGACAGCCGUGUACGACUAGCCUUAUGCCGGGCACACCAACUAAAAGACAGCCGUGUACAACUGGCCUUAUGCCGGACACACCAACUAAAAGACAGCCUUGUACGACUGGCCUUAUGCCGUGCACACCAACUAAAAAACAGCCUUGUACGACUGGCCUUAUGCCGGGCACACCAACUAAAAGACAGCCUUGUACGACUGGCCUUAUGCCGGACACACCAACUAAAAGACAGCCGUGUACGACUGGCCUUAUGCCGGACACACCAACUAAAAGACAGCCUUGUACGACUGGCCUUAUGCCGGACACACCAACUAAAAGACAGCCUUGUACGACUGGCCUUAUGCCGGACACACCAACUAAAAGACAGCCGUGUACGACUGGCCUUAUGCACAGUUUACACGUGGCAACCAGAGUUUUUGGUCAGCGUUUGUUUACGUUCAAUUCAAUGGCCGGAGGUGACCUGAUCACAAUCGACUCAGUAAAUAGGUUUGGGCCCGCCUAA